Molecule: messenger RNA, 2180 nt
Organism: Marchantia polymorpha subsp. ruderalis
Lineage: Eukaryota; Viridiplantae; Streptophyta; Marchantiopsida; Marchantiales; Marchantiaceae
Source: the annotation of a GenBank genome assembly
GAAGCAAACAAAAGAAGAGUAUUAUAUUGCGGAGAUACUAUAUGGGGGACGGGGCAGCAGCAGCAGCAGCUGCUGCUGAUCGGAACUGAACUACAGUGGAGUUGGUAACUUUUGGACCGAGGGGAGCCCAGGCUGCCUGAACCGGGAGAAAGGGUGAGAUGAGCCGCAAAAAACGCAUUCUGCUGGCAAGACCAUGUGAUUCCCAAUCCACCAAAAAAUAUAAAGCGGUCCACUCGUCGAGUCUGCUCUCCUCCUGCCUCUGUGCCAUCGGUUGCUCCAGCUCAUUCACACCUCCUUUUUCCAGUCCUCUUGCCCCCUCCUCUACUACAACUGAUCAUCACUGCGCACUGCCAUGGCCACCUUGGCUAGUAGUAUUCCUGUCUGGGCCCAUCUCCUGUAAGCUCUUUCACAUCCCUCGCCACCUCUGUGCAAUGAAUGAGUUCUGACUGCCUGCUCUCUGCGUGUAGUUGUUUGCGCUCCUCGCCAAUCACUUUGUCUUGGUCGACUACGAAAGUCGCCGGUCGCUGCACUCACUGUCUCUACUCACUGCUCAUAAUACUCACAUGUGGGCCGACGCCCCUCGCCCUUCUGCUGCUCCUGCUCCUGCUCCUGCUGCUGAAUGAGGUCUUGUGAAAGUGUGCACCAUCAUCUGCUCGCUUCUGCUGCUCCCGUUGUCGUCGUCUUCAUUGCCUUGUAAUUAGCUGCUCGCUCCUUCGUCUGCUGCUGCCUCCGUGUCCUCCAGUUCAUUCUUCGUCAGCACAAGCGACAGCGGCGUGGUGGAGCACGGGCAGCUGCCGAGGUCGACGUCCGAUGCGUUUACAGAUUGCGGAAGCUCGCCUCUUUCACAGCAUUGGGAAACUCACGAAAUGGAUUACUCGUCGCACUUCAUCAUCCCUCCUCAGGCGCACCUGACUUCCAACUCGCACAUGUCGCCCUUGCAAUGGGCCAACGCGCCCGACGCUGCCCACCAUGCCAGCCUCCUGCAGCACUGCUCAGACUACCAGCAGCAGCAGCAGCAGCAGCAACAACAGCAGCUGGAGAUUGCGCACCACCAGCAGCAGCAGGAUCAACAUCCUCACCUCCUUCGACAAGCGAAAUCGCACGUGAAUCAUUUGGCCGACAGUCACGAAGACAGCCGCGAUUCGAAGAGACCCGCCCCGAGCAUGGGUGCUCAGGAGGAGCUCGCAAAUUCUGAGGCUUUUAUCAAGAGGCCGAGGCUGGAGCAGCAGCAGCAGCAGCAGCAGCAGCAGACUCCCAACGUCCCGUUCAAGAUGCAGGUCCGGAAAGAGAAGCUGGGCGAGCGCAUCACCGCUCUUCAGCAGCUCGUCUCGCCAUUCGGCAAGACGGACACGGCGUCGGUGCUUCUGGAAGCAAUUGGCUACAUCAAGUUUCUGCAAGAGCAGGUCCAGGUGCUGAGCACACCGUACAUGAAAUCCAACGUCGGGCCCAGCAGCAUGCACCAUGACAAUCCACACGAUGUGAGCAAGAUGGGAUGGGCGUCGACCAAGGUGAAGAGCCAGGAUGACGCCAGGCAGGAUCUGCGAAGUAGGGGACUAUGCCUAGUGCCCGUGUCUUGCACUCUACAGGUGGCAAACGACAACGGAGCCGAUUUCUGGACGCCUGCCAUUGGGGGAAGCUGCCGGUAGUGCGAGGAGGCGACGACGACGACGACGUCGUGCGCUUCUUCCUGUCUGCUGCUCCCUUUCCAUCUUCUAGACAGUUUUGUUAAGUUGUUUAGUGCUCGAAGUUCUAGACCGACCGACCGACCGACCGACGACAUUCUCCGAUUCAGUAGUCAGUAUCAUCCACUGCUGCCCGCCCCCAAAUGCAAGCUUCUGCAGCGCCCUGAGUUGCUUAGGUCCUACCUCGGAGCUGAAUGUACAUACACCGUCGCCAGUGUACUCAGGCGGACCAUCCACUGAGCCAUCAUCCAAGCAAGCAAGCAUAUCAGAUCAGAUCAGUCAGGGCAAUCAAACCCCCAUGUGUGUCGAACAUUAAAAGCGUCUUGGUGCUGCAGAGCUCGUCGAGAACUUAGAUGAAGAGGGAGUGCACUGUGCCGUCUUCUCCCUGAUAUUCAUUCCCCUCAAAAAGUUGAGGGAGUCAGUAAAAGUAAACAGUGUACAUAAAAUAUGUAUUGGCAAUAAAACUGAUGCAGCAAUCAUUGGACAUCAUUCACUUCC